Molecule: messenger RNA, 1101 nt
Organism: Pyrus x bretschneideri (Chinese white pear)
Lineage: Eukaryota; Viridiplantae; Streptophyta; Magnoliopsida; Rosales; Rosaceae
Product: extensin-like
Exons: 2
Coding region: 1-960 (319 amino acids)
Molecular function (GO): metal ion binding
Source: RefSeq, a predicted model, not a curated record
AUGCAGAAACCUCGGGUGACGGAGAUUCAUGUCCGGAUGGACUGUAACGGAUGCGUGCAGAAGAUCAAGAAAGCGCUACAUGGCAUCAAUGGUAUAUAUGAUCUUUACAUUGACUUCCCUCAACAAAAGUUGACAAUAAUUGGGUGGGCGGAUCCGGAGAAGAUAGUAAAAGCGAUUAAGAAGACGAGGAAGAUUGCCACCAUAUGUUCCCACACAGAACAACAAACGGAACCUGCUCCACCACCGCCAGAACAAGCGCCGGAGAAUGGUUCUCCAGCUCCUGAGGCAGCAAACCCCCCUCCUUCAGAAGCACCACCACCGGCUGAAGCAGCUCCGCCGGCUGAAGUGGCCCCGCCAGCAGAGCCACCAAGAGAAUCCCCGCCGCAUGAAAAUCCAACACCCGAGCCAACAGGACCAACACCUGUGUCUGCUGAGACCAACCCCGGCCAACAAAUACACCACCAGAUACCAAGAGACGUUGGAGAAGUUCAUACCAUAUACCACCACCCACCUGAUUAUGGCUACAGAUAUGGCUACUCCCAAGGCUACAAUGGCUACUGGAAUAGAUACCAUAACAGCCAAGGACCUCCACAGGAGCCUGCCCAUACCCCCGCCCCGAUGGGACCUCCUCCAAUGAGCCACGCCCCAAUGGACCCUCCUCCGAUAAGCCACGCCCCAAUGGGUCCUCCCCCGAUGAGCCACGCCCCGAUGUGUCCAACCCCACCUCCGCCUAUGCAUGUGACACACAGCUACAACACAUACAGACCAUCACCUUAUAUCACAGAAUUUGAAUAUAUCCAGCCACCCCCACAACCCUCACAUUUCAGCAGGACGAACCAUUACAACGAGCAUUUCAGCAGGGCGAACCAUUACAACGAGGAGCAGCAAGACGUCAAUGGCAACGGAAACAUCACAUCAAUGUUUAGCGACGAAAAUCCGAAUGCGUGUACCGUAAUGUAGAGAGAGAGAGAGAGAGAGAGAGAGAGAGAGAAUGGUGCAAAAGGAGGGGUACUGUUUAUCCCCAAAAGAAUCACGGCAAGAACGUUAAUGGAGAAUAUGUUAGCAGGAAAAUAUAAUUUAAUGGAAUUAUAUUUUUCUUAA